AUCAGGACUGCAUAUACCCAGCCUGUGUCAGCCCAUGGAACAUUAUACCUCUUCAUUUUUAAAUAACAUAAUAGUUAUCCUACUCCUUUCAAAAAUUCAAAAACGCUGAAUUGUUCAGUAUACACUAUUUCAAUUUCUCUCCGAUAUACUUCCUGUACACGUCAGAGGGGCUGUGACGUUUGCCACAGUAAAAAGCACUUUCCUAGAUAACGAAACCGAAACUUGCUGAGCAACUGAGCACGAAACGCAGCGGCUGUAUCUUGGUUGCUUAGAAUAUGGAUGGAUACGUCGGGCAACUUAACCUAUUAGCUCAGAAAAAUAAUUUCGAGGUGUCCUACGAGGAAAUCAAUGCGCCUCAAACCAGUGGAAUGUUCGCUAUAACAGCUGUGGUGAACAGUGAAAGGUAUCCUGAGGGACUGGGCCACACUGAGGAGGAGGCAAAGCAGAAUGCUGCAAAAAAUGCGUUAGAGAAACUAUCUGGGGAAAGCAUCCAGCCCAAUGAUUCUAUGAGCAGCCGAACUGAGAACCCCCCACCUGUUAGCAAUGGAUCCUUCAAGUGGGCAAACUACACAUGUUGGCUGAAUGAAUAUGGUCAGAAGCAAAAGGUCAAAGUAGACCCAAAAGAAUCUACUAGAAUUGCUCCAGUCAACGCCACACAGUGUUGCAGGUUUGUUGUUGAUAACAAAGAGUUCCCCGAAGCCUACGGAAAAACUAAGAGGGAAGCCAAAGAGGAGGCGGCCAGGCUGGUAUAUGAAGCGUUGAACCGAGAAACGACCACGGAUCAGGAAGGAGACGAGCCUAGCGUGAGACAAAUCUGCAACGAAACGGACGAGUUGAGUUUGAGCACCACCGAGCCAACCAUGGAGGCAAACUACAUCGGAUUCUUAAACGAAUACUGCCAAAAAAACAAAAAAACCGUCCCUGAUUACAUACAAGUGGCCAAGAGAGGACCACCACACAGUCCUCAAUUUUUUUAUAAGGCUGUCAUCGACAAUAUGGAAUACCCUGAAGGGAAGGGGAACAGCGUUAAGGAGGCAAAGCGGAACGCAGCAAAGCAGGCUUGGGAUUCCCUUCAGUUAAGGAGAAACCCGUUGAGACUUGAAGACUCAGAUUCCAGCAUGUUUGGUUCCCCUGUGUUACGUGUUCCCCAAGAUCCCACAAGCUCAGGUGGCAUUGCGUUUGAGGAUUCCUCUGGUGUCCAAAGCCCAAAAAUGGAAACCCCUGUAUCUAACAAGCCUAAAAUAAGAUUGGCUGUAAAUUUUUCCCAAGUACCAUCUGACAAUAAGCAGGAAACCAGUUUGGGAGCACCAGUACAGAAGCCCCCCGCCCAGCCAUCAAGGUUUUUGCAAGAUUAUGAUACGAUCACACAUAUUGGAAAAGGUGGUUUUGGCCGUGUUUUUAAGGCCAAGCGGAAACUUGAAGACCAGUAUUUUGCUGUGAAGAUAGUUGAGAGCGGGAAAAAAUCUCGCCGUGAAGUUACUGCCUUGAUAAGAUUGCGCCAUUCUAACAUAGUUCAGUACUACUCGUCUUGGGAAGAGGACACCAGGUACCAAUGUGAAUCUUCGGAGAGCACCUCAAAUUCUGGCAGCAACACUGAAAAGUACCUCUACAUCCAGAUGGAGCUCUGUAAAUGUGACCUAAAAACAUGGAUUGAUGAAAAUAAUGAAAAUCAGAAUCCUUCCAGGAGAGCGAAAGCCCUCGACAUAGUCCAGCAGGUGGUUAAUGGAGUGGAGUACAUUCACAAAGAGGGAUUCAUCCACAGAGACCUGAAGCCUGCAAAUAUAUUUGAUCUUGAUGGAAAGGUAAAGAUUGGAGACUUCGGUCUUGUGACAUUUGGUGGAAAUGCCAGUGAUGGGGCUCAGCUGGAAAGGACAGAAAAAAAAGGGACAAGAUCUUACAUGAGCCCUGAACAGAUGGAAAGUAAUGAUUAUGACAGGAAAGUUGACAUAUUUGCCUUGGGACUGAUCUACUUUGAACUUGUUUGGCCCAUGAAAACACGAAUGGAAAAGCAUGAUUUGUGGCCGGGGAUUCGAAAUGGAAAAGAUUUCCCAAAGGAAUUUUCCCGUGAAUACAGUGCAGAGAAUAAACUGAUCAAAAAGAUGUUGGAUCAAAAGCCAUCGGAGAGACCAGAGGCUUCGAAGAUUGCAAGCGGGCUGAAAAAACUCAGCAGCAUCCUCCAGGGAAAAAACAAAGAAGAUCGAGAGAAUAGAACUUUCAUUCAGGAGGAGGAGGAUGGUGUACGAUCGACGGGGGCUCCCAAGAAGAUUCGUACGACACGUAGACGGGUACCUAUGAUGCCACCGUCGGAAGACCUGAGGGCUACCUGGGAGAUGCCCAACGGGGAUAAAGUGAUCUUCCUCUUUGACUAUGAUGAGGAGGAACUGCACAUCUUUCAGAGCACCGAACCCGACUAUCAGUCGAACAUCUCUAGUGUGGACAUGCAGUAUAAAAAUGCCAACGAUGGUAAAGAACGGACCACCUUUAUGAAGUGGGACGUGACCGGGGAGCUGUGGGAGAGAAUGAUGGGCGAAAAUACUGCCAGCGGAGAAAAAUUGGGAAAGCAAGUAUGUGUCUUUUUAAAUAGCAAAGGAGAAGGAGCCAAGGAGCCUGCACUGGCAAUCGCCAAAGGUCUGGGUCUGAAAACAGCCAAAGACAUAAACCCGACUCUCUAUGACCUGCUGCAGAGAGGGCAGCUGCACAAGACAGACGGGAAACCACCACUCUGGUCCCUGACAGCAGAUCCAGAUGGGGCAAACUUACUUCAAUCUGGCUCCCCUGUCCCCCCGAGACAGCAGACCUGCCUGAAAGGAUCAGAGAGCUCCAUGUCCAUGUCCAAGUCUACGUCUAUGUCCAUGUCCAUGUCCAUGUCCAAGUCUACGUCCAUGUCCAUUUCUGAGGACCAUGACUCUGUGCCAAAACAGUUAGAGCUAAAGAUUAAAGAGAUACUCAGGUCACAAGGGGGCGACAGGUGGCUGCACAUCCAGAACAUCAUGAAGAUGCUGAAGCAACCAAAGGGAAACAUUAACUGUCUCCUGUAUGCAAUGAAAGGCAGGGGUGAACUGGAACAAAAUGGGAAGCAGUGGAGGUGUAAAGAUGGAGGUGAUACUCCUGGACACAACUUGAGGUCUUUAGAGGAGUUCUCAGACAUAGAGAAGCUUGGUCGGGGAGGUUUUGGUUCGGUCUACAAAGUUAAGCACAGAGUAGAUGGUAAAUGGUACGCGGUAAAGAUAACCAAGUACAAAGGAGACCAUGAAAAACGUGAAGUGGCGGCACUGGCCAGUCUGGAUCAUCCAAACAUUGUGCGUUACUACACAUCAUGGAUUGGCCCCCAUUACCGGCACGACAAAUCAAACAACAAGGGUUCAAGAGACCCAGAACUGUGUUUAGUUCCAUAUCCAUCCUGCAGUGAAAGCCAGGAAGGUUCUGAAAGCGUGAUAUUUGAGAGGGAAAUAGAUUCAUUCUCCAUUGAUAGUAAAGCUGAUAAAGAGAAGGAACGUGAGGAAGUGGAAUCGGGGCUGGCAGACAUCUGCAUCACCUCUAGUGACCCUCCCUCUGGCAGCAAUGACACAUCUGGACAACAAGACAAUAUGUCCCUCUACAUUAAGAUGGAGCUCUGCACAGGGGGCUCGCUGAAUGACUGGUUUAGAAAAGGAGGAGCUGAACGGACCAAAGAAGAAGCUACGAAGGUGUUUCAGAAAAUAGUCCAGACGGUGGAGUACAUUCACUCCAAAAAUCUUAUUCACAGGGAUCUGAAGCCAGACAACAUACUCUUUGGUCAAGAUAACAUUGUGAAGAUAGGAGAUUUUGGCCUUGCAACAAUGACAUGUGAUCAAUCUGGAAAACCUAUUGAGAGAACAAGGGGAAGAGGCACCAAAACUUACAUGAGCCCUGAACAGGAAAAACAAUCUAAGUAUGAUGAAAAAACAGAUAUCUAUCCCCUGGGACUGAUUUUCUUUGAGCUUGUUUGGAAGAUGAAGACAGUAGCAGAAAGAGCAGAGAUCUGGGACAACCUGCGGAAAGGAAUAUUCCCGGAUGGGUUCACUGAGGAGUUCAUGUCCGAGGGUUCAGUCAUCAAACUCAUGCUGUCUGAGAGCCCUGAGAAGAGACCUCCCGCCUCCACCAUCACGAUGCUCCUUAACAGCCCACAACAGACCCAACGCCUACAGAAAGACAAAAACAGAACAGCCUGAUUUGGGCAUCGCUGGAGUUUCCACUACUACUGAAGACCAAAUGAUGUUUAUGUUUUUGGUUUUGGAAAGUUAUUCUGAGAAACUCUACUGUUCACACUUGAAUAUGCAGCUCUGGAAAGUAUUAAGAGACCACAGCAAAAUUUUUAGUUUCACUCAUUUCAUAAUUUAUGGGUAUGUGUCUGUGUAAAAUAUACAUUUUUUGUAAACUCCAGCCUGGCUCUUCCCUGCUUCUCGUUGAUGAAGGGCUUCUUCCUCGCUUUAUGGGUCUUCAAUCCUGCUUCUAGGAACCUGAGACAAACUUGUCCUAGCAGUGCACUUCACACCACUUAAUUUUUUGAAGGUUGCUUGGUGCCAUUCCCCGAUUCAUGGGAAACUGUCGGAUAAGUUGACAGUCAUCUCUGGCAUUAGAAAGUCACUUCUGCGCUUUACCUGGCUGGUUUCUGGUCCUUCCCAGUGUCUCCUGCUUCACCUUGUUCUUGUGUACUGCUG
Messenger RNA from Paramormyrops kingsleyae, 4679 nucleotides. Lineage: Eukaryota; Metazoa; Chordata; Actinopteri; Osteoglossiformes; Mormyridae. The record is from RefSeq and is a predicted model, not a curated record.